This is a messenger RNA of Panicum virgatum (switchgrass), 1829 nucleotides long. RefSeq lists its product as uncharacterized. Gene Ontology annotation, biological process: response to singlet oxygen; protein phosphorylation; singlet oxygen-mediated programmed cell death. Gene Ontology annotation, cellular component: thylakoid membrane. The record is from RefSeq and is a predicted model, not a curated record. The transcript has 13 exons. NCBI's taxonomy places the organism in Eukaryota, Viridiplantae, Streptophyta, Magnoliopsida, Poales, Poaceae. Gene Ontology annotation, molecular function: ATP binding; protein kinase activity. The coding region runs from base 44 to 1621 and encodes 525 amino acids.
CACAGAAAAAUCUCAAGGCGAUGAAUGGAAUGUGCGUUAUAAAAUGAUUAACGGAAUUUGUCAGGGACUGCAAUAUCUUCAUAAAGAACACAUUACUCAUUUGGAUCUCAAACCUGAAAAUGUCCUGCUGGAUGCUCAUUUGGAGCCAAAAAUAGCAGAUUUUGGUAUAUCAAGGUGCUUUGAUGAAAAACAGUCCAGAAUGUUCACAAAAAACUUAUACGGAACACUGGGAUACAUUGCACCAGAAUUCAUAGACAAGGGAGAAAUUUCAUACAAAUCAGAUAUAUUCAGUUUGGGCAUUAUAAUGAUAAAACUAUUAACAGGGAGCAAUAAGUUUAAUAUUGAAAAUUGGCACCAAUCUAUAGAUGUAGACUGCCCACAAAUGAAGAAAUGCAUUGAAAUAGCACAAAUGUGUGUGAACUGUGAUCAACAUAGUAGACCUACUAUUGAUCAGAUAAUUUGUGAGCUGAAUGAGACGGAAACAGCAAAAGAACAAGGGUCUUCAAUAUAUCAGAUAAAUAAGGAAGUUCAGGAGCCUUUAAGGCACGCAUUAAGCAAUGGCCGAGUUAAACUGACUGAGAACACUGUUUCCAAUCAGAUUAUCAUGGACAAUAACAGCACAGAUCCAUUAAAUGGUCUCUAUUUGGGAGAAUAUGGCCAACAUGGACCAGAACUUGUGCAGUUUCGUCGGAGGUUUGGCCACUGGAGCACAACCGAUAACGGGGAGUCCUUUGAGUACAUUGAAGGAGUAAAGUUGACUGGUGAUUCUAACGUCCCUGCUGGCCAGAUAACAUUCCGUGCUAAGGUUGAGACGGUUAAGCAUCUUGAGAAUCCUGGCGCAUACCUAAACGAAUUUGGUGUGAUUGAGAGUUAUAGAGGUCAGUUAAGAGUAGCAGGAUCUGGAUUCACAAAUCCCCAAUGGCUGGUUGGUGAGCUAUUGGUGUUCAAUGACAAGAGUAAGCUCUGUUUGGUGUGCAGUCCUCUUGAUUACUUCUCUUUGACUCGAUCAAUCCUUGAGAUUCCGCCCAAAUGUGCUGAUAAUUUCUCCGAGAGCACCUCUGAGACACCCAUUUCAUCUUAUCCCAUUUUUGGAUAUUUUAGGACGUCUAUGAUAAACAAAGUUCAGGAGGUUUUAAGGCAGCCAUUACGCAUGGCUCGAGACAGUAUGAUUGAGAAAAUCAUUUUCAAUCGGAUCGUUAGAGACAUUAAAAGCACAGAUCCAUUUCAUGGUCUCUAUUUGGGAGACUAUGGCCAACAUGGACCAGAACUCGUGCAGUUGUGUCGGAGGUUUGGCCACUGGAACACAACCGAUAACGUGGAGUCCUUUGAGUACGUCGAAGCAGUAAAGUUGACUGGUGAUCCUCAUGUCCCUGCUGGGCAGACGACAUUCCGUGCUAGGAUUGGGAAGGCCAAGUACGAUGAGAGUCAUGGUGCAUACCCGGAUGAAUUUGGUGUGAUUGAGAGUUACAAAGGUCAGGGUAGAAUAGCGUCUCCUGGAUUCAUAAAUCCCGAAUGGGUGGAUGGUGAGCUAUUGGUGUUCAAUGGCAAGAGAAAACUUGGUUUCGUGUGGAGUUUCCCUGAGCGUCAGAUUGGUCUCUUUGAGCCGUUGACUUCAGAGUGAUGAGACUCUGCGCCGAAAUGUGCUGGUUCACACAUUUAGGAACAAAUUUGAACGUUUUUCCUUGAAAAUUGUUAGUGCCUGUUUCCUCCGCACUUCAUUGUUCUGAACCAUGGAUCUUAAAGAGACGAGCUUUACUGUCAUUAUUAGGGCAAGUUUGGUAAACAACAUGGUAAGCGAUUGAAUGCCUCAAUGGCAGUUUCAGCUAAUA